This is a messenger RNA of Colossoma macropomum (tambaqui), 2760 nucleotides long. RefSeq names its product NMD3 ribosome export adaptor (gene nmd3). Gene Ontology annotation, cellular component: nucleus; cytoplasm. Bases 204 to 1718 code for a protein of 504 amino acids. Gene Ontology annotation, biological process: ribosomal large subunit export from nucleus. The record is from RefSeq and is a predicted model, not a curated record. The transcript is spliced from 16 exons. Gene Ontology annotation, molecular function: ribosomal large subunit binding. NCBI's taxonomy places the organism in Eukaryota, Metazoa, Chordata, Actinopteri, Characiformes, Serrasalmidae.
GCUUGACACUCCGCUUUACGUCACCAGACGGAGGAACGCACGUGUGGGUGAAAUUUGUCUCGUUGUCGGAUUAAAUUUUAUUUUCUUUUUCAGAUAAAAUUACUGUCCGUCGACGAGGAUGUUCGGAACAACACUUUGAUUUAGCCAGCGAACAUUUACCGUCGUUUAUAUCCUCUACAGCGGCUUAAAAAGCACCGCAAGUCAUGGAAUACAUGCAUGCCCCAGCCACAAGCAGUCAAGGGAAUAUCCUUUGCUGCACAUGUGGCAUCCCCAUUCCUCCAAAUCCAGCCAACAUGUGUGUCUCCUGCCUGAGGAACCAAGUGGACAUCUCUGAGGGAAUCCCAAAGCAAGUCUCUGUGCAUUUCUGCAAGCAGUGUGAACGGUACCUGCAGCCCCCAGGAACUUGGGUUCAGUGUGCUCUAGAGUCCAGAGAGCUGCUCGCUCUGUGUCUGAAGAAACUUAAGAGCUCAAUGACUAAGGUCCGGCUCAUAGAUGCAGGGUUCUUAUGGACGGAACCUCAUUCUAAAAGAAUCAAGAUGAAGCUGACUAUACAGAAAGAGGUCAUGAAUGGGGCGAUCCUACAGCAGGUCUUUGUGGUGGAGUUUGUGAUACAGCCACAGAUGUGCGAUGACUGCCAUCGAGUUGAAGCCAAAGACUACUGGAAGGCAGUUGUGCAAGUCAGACAGAAAACUGUUCACAAGAAGACGUUUUAUUACUUGGAACAGCUGAUUCUGAAGCACAAGGUGCACCAGAACACUCUUCGCAUCAAGGAGAUUCAUGAUGGUAUUGAUUUUUACUAUGGCUCCAAGCAGCAUGCCCAGAAGAUGGUGGAUUUUCUACAGUGCACCGUCCCCUGCAGAUCAAAGGCUUCCCAGCGCCUCAUCUCUCAUGAUGUACACUCAAACACCUACAACUACAAAAGCACCUUCUCGGUGGAGAUUGUACCCAUCUGUAAGGACAAUGUGGUGUGUCUGUCACCUCGUCUGGCUCAGAGUCUGGGGAACAUGGGCCAGGUGUGCGUGUGCAUCCAUGUGACCAGCACUGUCCACCUCAUCGACCCAAACACCCUGCAGCUUGCAGAAGUAGAUGCCAACACUUACUGGCGCAACCCUUUCAACAGCCUCUGUAGUCCACGACAGCUGGAGGAGUUCAUCGUCAUGGAUAUCGACAUCAUCAGGAACCAGAAAUUAGGAGCAGGAGCUGGUCUGAGGUCCAAUCGGCACACUUUGGCUGAGGUGUGGGUUCAGAAAACCUCUGAGAUGGCCACCAGUCAGCAGUAUCACUGCCGCACCUUCCUGGGCCACCUGCUCAACAUCGGAGAUCUGGUGCUGGGCUACGACUUUGCCAAUGCUAACAUCAAUGAUGAGUUCCUCAACAAGAUGAAUCCGCACCAUGUUCCUGAUGUGGUUCUGAUUAAGAAGAGCUACGACAGAGCAAAGCGGAUAAAGCGCAGGAACUGGAAGUUGAAGGAACUGGACAGAGACAGAGAGGGCAUGGACACAGAUGAUGAGAGGCAGUACCAAGACUUCUUGGAGGAUCUUGAAGAGGAUGAAGCUUUGAGAAAGAACAUCAACAUCUUCCGAGAUGCUGCCAAGAUUCCUGUGGAGAGUGACACGGAUGAAGAGGGUGCUCCACGGAUCUCUCUGGCGGAGAUGCUGGAGGAGCUGAGUCUCAGUGAUGCCACCGGAGGAGAGGGAGCAGACAUGAUGACAGAUUAGACAUCCCUAACUCAAACUGAAAGAAAAAAACAGUAACACUUACUGUAGGGUGACGUUCACAAGGCUAUGACACCUGAUUAAGCUUGUCAUGACAUUUGACUUAAACCUACGUAAACAUUUAUGCAGGCUUAGUUCAGUGGGUAGCAGCAAAUGUUAACUGAUAUUAAGUUGACAUGACAUCUGUGUCAGAUGACAUGGAUGACGUUGGGCUAUCUUGACAUAGCAUGUUAUUACAACUUACUUUGUUGCUUAUCACAGUGACAAUGCUGAUAAUGUGACAGCUUAUAGAUGGUAUAAAUGGUCAAAUAACACUCAUGUUAUCUAAGGGUUACAGAAAGCGUCACAUAUUGUGACACACACUGUGCUACAAAGUCAUACAAAGUGUCAUGACAACGUCAGAAAAAAGCAGUGUCACUUGUCAAAUGUCAUGUCAACCAAAGAAUUGGCAACUGCAACCUUUAUGACAAGUGACGCUGAUUGGAAUAAGUAUUUAUAAAUGUUUAGGUAAUUUUGUUUACAAAAGUUUGACAGGUGUCAUGAACAGCUUAUGUAGGUGCCUCAUACCUUGAGAAACCCUGCCCUACAGUGAAGUGUCACUGGAAAACAGAAAACAUGCUGCCCUCACAAGCUUUAUAUCUCAAAAUAGCCUGGCUGUUGAGUCACAGUGAGUUUGAAUGGUGAAUUCAAACCCACUGAUGGCUGAGACUUGUCAGUGCGAGUCCUAGGGGAACCCUUCACUGCAGGUUUGUUUUUUUUACCCCUUCAACACACUUAAUUCAGCUCAGGAGAAGCUUGAAAAUUUAGCUGGUGAGUUGAAUCAGAUAAACUGAUGCAGUAACAGGUUUCCCUUGGGCAUGCAAUUCGGAAGCAACUCUUCCUUCUACAGAACCGUAUGUAGGUUUUAAUACCUUUCUAUCACUUUACAAAACAUCUUAAAUAAUAUAAUACUGUUAAAAUAUAAACGGAAUGCCAGUUUAUUCUGGUGAAGGACUGAUUAUAGUGCUCAGAGUGGUGGGUGCGUAAUAAAAUCCUGACUAAUUCA